Messenger RNA from Cylicostephanus goldi, 449 nucleotides. NCBI's taxonomy places the organism in Eukaryota, Metazoa, Nematoda, Chromadorea, Rhabditida, Strongylidae. The record is from the annotation of a GenBank genome assembly.
AUGAAGUUAUCGAGCUAUGACUUCAUUGGACAGAACAUCAAGGACGGCUGGAAGUGGAGCUGGUUCCAGGCUUCGAGGAUCGAUCGUCCCCCAUAUCCAAUCCAAAGAUGGGUUGCAAAACUUCUUAUACACAAGCAUCAGUUAGAAUACCCUAGAUCCAAUACCUGCGCAUCCGAUAGAGCGCAUGCCGACAUGGCUAGUGAAGCAGCUACAGCAGAUAGCGAAAAGGCGACCAUGUCGAUGGGUACACCCCGUGAAGCUCUUGCAAAAGACGUUGUUUUGGCACAUGCGGCCACAACACUCCAAUAUCGUAGCUAUACGUUUUGUUUGUAUUUUCGAAACAUUCAUUUGGUAAUUAAGAUUUUUCAGCAACGGCAUCGAAUCUGGUUGCGCUUGCAGGAACUUCUGGACUUGGCAGACAUUACCGCAGAAGUGCCAGGCAAAUAAGU